Lecanosticta acicola is the source of this 718-nucleotide messenger RNA. The record is from the annotation of a GenBank genome assembly. Lineage: Eukaryota; Fungi; Ascomycota; Dothideomycetes; Mycosphaerellales; Mycosphaerellaceae.
AUGGUACUUUACGCGACUGGGCUCGUCCUCCCGUCCCGAAGGGAAAGUCUCCGCCUCCCAAAAGGCAAAGAUGGCACAAAGGUACAUCCCAAAGCGACUUCACGCAAUUCUUGCUCGAGAGAGAUGAUAAUACUAAAUGUAUUUCCAGAAGUGGUUCGAUGCGGUCUUCCGGGCUCAACGCGCGCAGCUAAAGGCCGACAACCCGAGGACAAAGCGCCACGACGAAAAGAAAUCGAUCUCUCUCCUGACCUCCAAGGUCGCCAGUACCCACAAGCCGAAAUGCGACGAUCAACCCGUACUCGAUGAAGAGGAGCUGAACGCCGGAAUCAAUGAGCCCGUCACCAACAAUAUUGCUUGGUAUCUCCCUUUCCCAUACGCUUCCAUCGACACCAAAGGCCGCAACGUGUUCUUCCUCGCAAGUGAGAAUGCUGAGGAGGAGCAGAAGGACUCUGCAGAGCUCUCUGAGGACCAUGACGCCAAAGCAUCAGCACCGAAGCAGCCCGCGCGACUUCAGCACAUGGAUGAAGCAGAAUACGCGCUGUAUCUUGAGGGACUGGGAUCGAAGGUUCUCGCUAAGCAGGCGGAGCACUUUGAGAGGACGGGAGACGGAGAGAUCUUCAAAGAGGGACUCAUGCAGACGGCAGACGGAGAUGAUGAGUUCUCAUCGGACGAAAUGUUGGAGGGUUUCGUGGUGGUAAAUUCAGGAGUAAGAUUGUGA